UUCAACUACAAACAUCCAUUACACAGAACGACAUGCGACUAUUAUUUUUUUCAUGUUUAAUCGUCGGGGUAAUAUGGAUAGUUAGAGCCAGACUACUCAGUUGCGAUCACCUGGGGACCAUCCUCUACGAAGAUCUAGGAUGUAAACCUGUUUUUGAACCAGGCAACUCCUGUCCGACACAGUACAGCUGCACUCCUUUCAAGACGUACAAAGAAACGUGUCUUUUCAGGGGAAAAAGGUACAACAUAAACGAAAAAGUCGACGAUAGUUUGAUUAUGGAGAAUUGUUUUUAUGAUUGCAAAUGUGUGGAUCCAGUAGGGUAUGAUAAGUACAAGUGUGGUAUCAAGAACUGUACGGAAUGGUCUAUGAGUUAUAACUCUACACUGUGUUACAAACAAUACGUUCCCGAGCAGUGUUGCGCUGUAGGAACCAUUUGUAUGCACCAAGGAAAACAAAUAUACGAAUGCGAAUUCGAAGGGAGAAGGUACAAAGAAGGAGAAAUUUUCGUGCCUUCUAACUCCUGUUCCAAGUGCUCGUGUAGGAAAGGCUUCAGGGGGAUAGUCGAGGAGCCUUUCUGUAAGAGAAGUCUGUGCGCUACUCAAGUGGUAGACUACGAAGAACUAGGAAACCACUGCGCACCCCUGUACUUGCCUUUGCCAGGACAAACUGCGCUGUGCUGUCCUAACGACUGGGUUUGUCAUUCUGAAAAUGACACUAUAGUAAGUCUGUCCCCGAAUGUCAAUAAAAAAACGAAUCUAGCCUGUAAUUUUGGACCUAAGAUGGUGAACCUUGGAGAAGGCGUUGUCAAAAAUAUCAGUUAUUUCGGAAUGGACAUGAAGGUUACCUGUGAGUGCGUUCUUCCUCCGUUGAUGACCUGUAAGGCCCCUUAA
This is a messenger RNA of Anoplophora glabripennis (Asian longhorned beetle), 890 nucleotides long. RefSeq lists its product as uncharacterized. The transcript is spliced from 6 exons. Bases 33 to 890 code for a protein of 285 amino acids. NCBI's taxonomy places the organism in Eukaryota, Metazoa, Arthropoda, Insecta, Coleoptera, Cerambycidae. The record is from RefSeq and is a predicted model, not a curated record. Gene Ontology annotation, molecular function: protein binding.